This is a messenger RNA of Drosophila ficusphila, 662 nucleotides long. RefSeq lists its product as uncharacterized. NCBI's taxonomy places the organism in Eukaryota, Metazoa, Arthropoda, Insecta, Diptera, Drosophilidae. The record is from RefSeq and is a predicted model, not a curated record. The coding region runs from base 120 to 527 and encodes 135 amino acids. The transcript has 3 exons.
CUGAUUUCUCGACGUUCACUUUAAAAGUUGAUUCGUCACUGCGAAAAAACUGAAAGCUAAUUGUGAAUCUGCCAUUUUGCCACUUUUUGAUUUGACGAUUGAUUUGAGGAUAAUCCACUAUGAGCGAAAUCGAGCAGAUCGUGAAGCCGAGGAGCAUGCCGGAAAUUAACGACGAGAACGAUCCGUUGGCAGCCAACGUUGACACUGAAAAGGAGAAGAAGGUUUUGGAAGAAAAGCCUUCCUCGUCGUCGAUCACCAGUUCCAAGAUGGCGAAGAAGGCCAAGCUGGAAAAGGAGGGGGAGGAACCUUCUCCGGUUGUAGCAGAAAAGCUGGAAGCUUCAGAGGAUGAAACAAAGUCUGAACCAGCAGAGGAGCCCUCUGACGAACAGGAAGCUUCCGCACUUGGCGAAUCGCCCUUGGCCGCAGUCACUCCACCGGCUCCGGAGGGAGAGGAGGAGGUCGAAACGGAAUGUAACCAAGCCAACGUGACCGCCGAGGACUCCAACCAGGAGGUAAUGGGCCAAUGAGCAGUGUCCAUUAAAGCGGACAGAAGCGAACUUUAGAGACGUAUAUCAUCUACUGGAGGACCAGUCCAAGUAUCCCUGUCCCACCUUAGUUUCCUGUUCUUUUAAAAUAAACUAAAUGUAUCAAUUCUGUUUAUA